This is a messenger RNA of Gorilla gorilla gorilla (western lowland gorilla), 2071 nucleotides long. RefSeq names its product Ras homolog, mTORC1 binding (gene RHEB). NCBI's taxonomy places the organism in Eukaryota, Metazoa, Chordata, Mammalia, Primates, Hominidae. Gene Ontology annotation, molecular function: GTP binding; GTPase activity. The record is from RefSeq and is a predicted model, not a curated record. Gene Ontology annotation, biological process: signal transduction. The transcript has 8 exons. The coding region runs from base 411 to 965 and encodes 184 amino acids. Gene Ontology annotation, cellular component: membrane.
GUAAUUAAAAAGCGGCGGAAGAAGGUGGGAGGGUCAUGACGCAGCGAGUUUCAGUCGUGACUUUUGUGGGGACAUCGCGGCGUCCCCUUUUUUUGCCUUUAAAGUAAAACGUCGCCCCGACGCACCCCCCGCGUAUUUCGGGGGGCGGAGGCGGCGGGCCACGGCGCGAAGAGGGGCGGUGCUGACGCCGGCCGGUCACGUGGGCGUGUUGUGGGGGGGAGGGGCGCCGCCGCGCGGUCGGUUCCGGGCGGUUGGGAGCGCGCGAGCUAGCGAGCGAGAGGCAGCCGCGCCAGCCGCCGCCCCUGCUCUGUAUGCCGCUCUCUCCCGGCGCGGCCGCCGCCGAUCACAGCAGCAGGAGCCGCCGCCGCCGCGGUUGAUGUGGUUGGGCCGGGGCUGAGGAGGCCGCCAAGAUGCCGCAGUCCAAGUCCCGGAAGAUCGCGAUCCUGGGCUACCGGUCUGUGGGGAAAUCCUCAUUGACGAUUCAGUUUGUUGAAGGCCAAUUUGUGGACUCCUACGAUCCAACCAUAGAAAACACUUUUACAAAGUUGAUCACAGUAAAUGGACAAGAAUAUCAUCUUCAACUUGUAGACACAGCCGGGCAAGAUGAAUAUUCUAUCUUUCCUCAGACAUACUCCAUAGAUAUUAAUGGCUAUAUUCUUGUGUAUUCUGUUACAUCAAUCAAAAGUUUUGAAGUGAUUAAAGUUAUCCAUGGCAAAUUGUUGGAUAUGGUGGGGAAAGUACAAAUACCUAUUAUGUUGGUUGGGAAUAAGAAAGACCUGCAUAUGGAAAGGGUGAUCAGUUAUGAAGAAGGGAAAGCUUUGGCAGAAUCUUGGAAUGCAGCUUUUUUGGAAUCUUCUGCUAAAGAAAAUCAGACUGCUGUUGAUGUUUUUCGAAGGAUAAUUUUGGAGGCAGAAAAAAUGGACGGGGCAGCUUCACAAGGCAAGUCUUCAUGCUCGGUGAUGUGAUUCUGCUGCAAAGCCCGAGGACACUGGGAAUAUAUUCUACCUGAAGAAGCAAACUGCCCGUUCUCCUUGAAGAUAAACUAUGCUUCUUUUUUCUUCUGUUAACCUGAAAGAUAUCAUUUGGGUCAGAGCUCCCCUCCCUUCAGAUUAUGUUAACUCUGAGUCUGUCCAAAUGAGUUCACUUCCAUUUUCAAAUUUUAAGCAAUCAUAUUUUCGAUUUAUAUAUUGUAUUUCUUAAUAUUAUGACCAAGAAUUUUAUCGGCAUUAAUUUUUCAGUGUAGUUUGUUGUUUAAAAUAAUGUAAUCAUCAAAAUGAUGCAUAUUGUUACACUACUAUUAACUAGGCUUCAAUAUAUCAGUGUUUAUUUCAUUGUGUUAAAUGUAUACUUGUAAAUAAAAUAGCUGCAAACCUCAGUCCUUUGUGCUACUUGAUGUGGCUUUCAAAGAAGAGAAGCCUUGUCCUGAGUUUCUCACUUGGCUUCAGGAAGGCCCCCAGUCGGAUUCCAGAAACCAGUGAAGAUGUGGCCACAGGAGGAGGUGUGCUGAGGUGGCUGCUGACCAUGGACUCCCUGUGCAGUAGCCUGCAGAUGUUGGGGCUGGGUUACAGCUGAUUGAAGCUGAGUGGCCCUGGGGGGUCUGUGAGGGGAGUUCCUCCCCAGUGAUGAGAUUCUCUCCUUCCACCCUCAAAUCCCUAGACCUUGACUGAAAUGCUCCGUGGUCGGGAGCCUGGUCAAGGAGGAGGAGCUGCUGAGAGGCAUUGUUUGCCCUUGCUCAUAGCUUAGCUCGAUGUCCGUGUCAGACAGGAGACGAUUGAGAACAGCCUUGCCUGUCACUGUCCUAGAACACCCUGGAGUUUAGUGUUCUGUGUCAGAGUCUUGGGAGCCUCCUUCAGACCCAGACGACGGGCCUCCCUCUGUCCAAGGAGCAGCUGUAAAGGAGAAGAGGAAUUUCAUUUGUUUGGUGGCUGUUACCUUGUCUGUAAGUCAAACUUGGAGUUGAGCAGUGCUUUUUAAAUGAUUCCCUUUUGCAGCUAAGAUUUCACAGGGCUAUUUCUAAUACGUAAGCAAAUGUUACAUUGACUUUAUUAAUAAAAUAUAGUUUUGCUUUGCA